UUGAUGGUAAAAGUUCGGCCACGUACAAGAAACAGGUCGAUCAGGAAUGUCUUGAACAAUAUGAUCAAGCUUAUAAUUCCCCUCUGCCUUUGUACGGCUUUGUUCCACUAAGUGUUUUUGUCGCAGUUUUUGUCAGUGUUAUUUACUCACUGCUAGUAUGGAAGCGUGUCAACGAAAUAGAGUCAAGACAUGGACGACAAACUGAUGGCGAAGCCGUGAAUCGUGGACAGAACAGGAAAACGGUAUAUGUUUUUUAUUUAUAUUUUGUCCAUCUUGUUCUUCGUUGGUUAUUUGUGUUCACUUUAACUGUUUUGCAACACACAUAUUUCUAUCGAAAUGGGUUUGAUUCCAAAUUCAACUGUAAUUUCCCCCCAACGGAUCGAGUAACAUCCAGCAUAAAUACUCCAAAGAAUGGGAGUCGUAAUUUGAAUGGUUCAUUAUAUAUAGUAACAUGUAAGAAUGGAACAGCAUUAGGAAAAUGUGUAUCGGGUAUAGUUGUGUCUGUAAUAAACAGUAUUGUUGCCGCAGUUAUACUUGGGGAAGUGAUUUAUCUUUUGCCAUGUUUACCAAUCCUCAAACGUCAUUCUGGAGUUGGCUGGAGCUGUGAUUCUAAAUUUGUUAUUGAAUAUUUUCUUGGCAAGCAAUAUAAUGUACCUGGUGAAAGUGAACCUUUAACAAGCUUCGACAACAACCCUCCACAUUGUAGCACUCAGGAUUAUAGCACUACAGACUCUUUCGCUCAAGGAUGUACCACUAUGGACAAUGACAUCCAGGACUCUGGGACUGAGGACUGUAUCAACGUUUACAAGGAACAAGUUUUGAAUCGUUCUCGUGAUCCUGGCAUAAUUUAUGGACCAAACGCUAAUAUAGAUGAAUUGUAUAUUGACGUUCUUGUAUAUACUGAACGAGCUCAGCAUAAUUUUCCUAAAGAAAUGAAAAGACACGAAAUCUAUGAUGUUUAUAAGGAAGUUCCUCAAACCUCAAUACUUUUAGAAAGGAUUGAUGAAUUAUUUUAUCCAAACAGAGAUACAAAGGGAAAAUUUCCUCGUAGCAUUCUGGUGAUUGGAAGACCUGGGAUUGGUAAAACUGUCUUGACCGAAAAAAUUCUCCAUGAUUGGGCUAAUGGAAUUGAUGAAUAUUAUUCCGACAAGAUUGUCUUCUUUUUCAAAUUCAGAUGGUUCAACAAGAAUAUUAACAAAUUAACAAAUAUAUCCCUUAAGACAUUUCUUCAGUUUGGGACGGGACUGAGUGAUGAAAAUUUUGAAAGUAUUUACGAAGAAAUUGCAAAAGAGCCACAAAAAGCCAUUCUUAUUUUUGAUGGUUUAGAUGAAUAUCAUGACGACCCCAUAAGUUGCUUAGAUCAAUCUCGCAUCAUUCCAAAUGAUUGUAAUACUGGCACAUCUGCAAUUAAUUUAUUCAUUAAACUAGUUUUGGACGACUUGUUGAAAGGAGCAACGGUUGUAGUAACGAGCAGACCGACUGCAGAUGAUUUUUACUCGAGACUUGAUUUUGAUCGAAAUGUGGAGAUUAUUGGUUUCACUUCCAAUAAGAUUGAAGAAUAUGUCGGCCGAUUUUGUGACAACAAUAACACGAGUGACCUUAAAAUGAAAGUAUGGAACCAUAUAAAAUCCUCAUCAGAACUGUUAAACUUAUGUUACAUUCCAGUCAACUGCUUUAUAGUCUGUGUUACCCUCUCUGGAUGUCUUGGUGACCCAAGAAAUGAAACCAGUGCUCUUCCAACAACACUGACAGAACUUUACCAGACAGCCAUUGAUCAUUUGGAGAAACAUCAUCACAGAAAUGCAGGCAGAAACUCUACAGCACAUGAAGCGUUGAAACAACUUCAACGAUUAGCAUACCUUGGUAUGGAAAGCGGGCAACUGGUUUUUAAUCAAACAUUAUUUGAUGAAGAAAUGAGAAAAUCAGGUUUAUUGAACAGUUUAUCCAAUCCUAUUUUCCCACUACGAACACAAUUUUGUUUUAUCCAUUUAACCAUACAAGAAUUUCUUGCUGCAAGACACGUGACUGAAACAUUCGCUCCAGCCGAAAUAAAGAGGUUUAUUUCCGAUCAUAUUGAAAGUGGUCAAUGGCAUUUAGUUCUUCAGUUCAUUGCAGGACUUUUAGGCAAGAAUAUCAAGAAUUUUUAUGGGGAAUACAAGGAUUGUGUUUUCGCGUUUGCAGAACGCUUCAAAGUUGAUAAGGGUAAAAUUGAAGUUAAAUACCGUGAAGUGUUUAUAAUGAAGUGUUUAAGGGAAGCGGACGCUGAAGAGAUUACUAAAGAAGUUUGCGAAGCAACUGUUAUAAACGAUUUGGUAGAAUUAAGCAAUGAUUCAGAUUUUUAUGAUCUUUCUCCAAGUGACUGGGCAGCAGUGACUUUUGUUUGCGAACACAUGAAAAAAUUGGCAAAUUUGGUAUUGUGCGAAAUUGAUGCAGCCUCAGGUUGGCUUCUGAGAUUGCUACGAAAAAGAUGCCUAAAUAAACUAGGAAUACGUGCGGUACCACGUGACACUGAGACAGAAGAAAUAGGCCAAGAUGUCUUGGACCAAGUAUUUAGCGCAUUAAUGAAAUCAAACUGUACAUUGGACCACGAACACACUAAGCUGACUUCGUUAAUACUUGAAGAUUUUCCCAUGACCGAAACAGGUUUACCAAUCAUGUGCAAUUUUUUUGGAAAUGGGUAUGCGAGCCAACUUGAGCAGUUAACUUUAAGUUCAAAUCAUAAUUACUACAUUUAUUUACAUGAUAUUUCGAAACUUUGCGAAGUCCUGACCUAUGGACAUUGUUCAAAUCUUACACAUUUGUCUCUUGAAAAUAUUUCAAUACGUGAUGAGGGUGCAAUGAUGUUGUGUGACACUCUGACGAAAGGGCUUCGUAAACUUAACGAAUUGCAUGUCCGUUGGUGUGAGUUAACAGAUCGAUGUAUUCCUACACUAGUUAAGGCACUGCAAGAUGAACGUUGUCAACUGACUGUUCUAUCACUGGGGAACAAUGCCAUAGGUGAUGAAGGUGUAAGUAUGUUGUUUGAAGAUGCUCUGACAAACGAGCAUUGCAAGCUUGCUAACUUGAAUCUUUAUAAAUGCUCGUUAACGGAUCAAUGCAUACCCAGUUUGUGUUUGGCACUGCAAGAUGAACGUUGUCAACUGACUGUUCUAUCACUGGGGAACAAUAGAAUAGGUAAUAAAGGUGUAGGUAUGUUGUAUGAAGAUGCCCUGACAAAUGAGCAUUGUAAGCUUUUUGUGUUGAGCCUUAGAGAUUGUUCGUUAACGGAUCAAUGCAUACCCAGUUUGUGUAAGGCACUGCGAGAUGAACAUUGUAAGCUAACAGAAUUGCAGCUUUGGUUAAAUUCAUUUACUGCAAACGGCAAGAAGUUGCUUGGUGAUAUAGAAGAUUAUGAAAGUUGUAAAGCUAGGGGUUUACGAAUUUUUUUUCUUAAUUAAGAAUUAUAUGUUAUUGUAACAUUUUUGUUAAUUCACUGUGCGGCUUUAAAUUUGUAAUAUAGACGCUGUUUCAUUGAUAAUUGUAGAUUAUCUUUGCGUUUCUGGAAUGUUGCCAAUCUACACUAGCGUGAUUAAAGUCUUAAAGUCCCUCAUCAAACGAGGAUGGGCCGUUGGCAAGCGAGAGUUUGCAUGCGAGUUUUCUCAACUUUCGUGCCCCAAUUCGAACGAGAACAAAAGUUGCAUGAGAGUUGAUGAGAGUUGACUGAAUAUUACCGCGCGCGUAUCAAAAUUAAAAUUCUCAUCAAAAUUUGAACGAGCACAAAGUUGAUGAAAGUGGAUGAGAGUGGAUGAAAGUGGAUGAGAGUUGGCGAUGAAACACGAGCGAGAGUUUCAACUCUCAUCAACUCUCAUUCUUGUUUGAUGGAGGUUUACUAUAAUAGUACGAAUUAGGGACGGGCCAUUAGAAAAGUGAUGGGAGGGGGGGGGGAUUUUCUAAGAGGCAAUAUAUUUUUUUUGUAUACCUAUAGAAGAAAUUUGUUUUUCUCACUUGAUGGCUGGAAAUAUUUUUUAAGUGAAAUUUAUAGGCCAAGCAAGGAAUUUUUUUUUGCACUAUGGCUGGGAAGAUUUUUUUUCCCUAUUUUUUUUCUGGGAAUAAUUUUUUUUGGUUUUGCCCCCAUCACUUUUCUAAUGGUCCGUCCCUUAGUGUCGUGAAAACAGCUCCCGUAGGAUUUCCUUGUUAAAGUUAUUUUUCGUUUUUGAGUUGAAGACUAGACUUCAAAACUGUUGAACUGAUGAUUUCAAAAUUCAGGGGGAUUGGGAGCUCAAAAAUUUUGAACUGUAAUUUUAGUGUAUUUAUGGUUGGUCAACUUUAGUAAAGAGAAUUAAAAACAUACAAAUAGUAAUUCUAAUAUGGAAAUCAUGCAUGAGCAUGAAAGCUGUUUUGAUGACAUUUUAUACCACACUAUUUAAGCUAGCCAUAUGGUUAUUGAAGUUCGAGUCACUUCUAUACCUUUCCAUUUCGCUGUAUAUCAAAAUGUCAAACUGACUUCCAUCAUUUUUUCAUAAUUUGACAUUUAGUAAACGCAAGAAUUAAAAAAAAACACGUAUCGUACUAGGAAUCUAGGAAUACGCCUGGUACCACACUAUACAAAAGUUCAUUCAAUUAUUUUGAUGCAUAUAAUAUAAAAACAAAAUGAAUGCUAAUCCAAAGAUUGAGUGUUUUAAAACGACGACAUUUAAAAUAAUAAUUUUUCGAUCUAAAUUAUCUCGAGACUACAAUAUUAUAUACAAAUUACGUGUGCAAACUGCAGUGAUUUCAAUGACGAACAUAUUACUGAAGCGUUUUAUGACCGCGAUAAACAUUUUGUUAUUUUUGGAAAGAAAAUCAGUUGGCUAAGGUUUCUGAAAAAAUUAAUAAUAAAUAAAGACACUUAUGGUAAAUGGCAAUUCAUUCGUUGGAAAAGAUAUAUAUCUAUUCUAGUUUUAUCCAGCCCGAAAUGCUUUUUGUACGUAAAAGACAAACGGGUAUGGGUGUUUUCUGUUUACUAUUUGUAGGGCAUUUAAGUAGUAAAAUACUUCGACGUCUUACUUAAAUAAAUCAAUGCACAUUUCCUCGUCAAAUUUUUUCCAAAUCUAUGGUGAACCUCACCAACAAAAGUUACUAUUCUCCGAUCGGUUUAUAGUACCCCGGAAUACCCUUGGAUUUCUUAAGUUGCAAGUCGUACCUCAAUUUACGGGCACUCAUGUGGAUCACACGUAUACCCAGAAACUGAGUAUCUUAUAAGCAAGGGUGGGUAGUAGCGAAGUAGUUGUAGUUCGCUACUGUAGCGAACUACAAUUUUCAAGUAGCCAUGCAGUAGUUUUUGACUACUUUUUUAAAACAGUAGCUGUAGUUAUAGCCAACUACAUUUUGCCUAAAAGUAGCCAAGUAGUUGACUACUUUUCAAACAGCGAAUCGCUAUUCGCUACUUUUUAAAAUUGUUAGCAAUAGCAUGAUAUUGAGACACGGUUUGCUUAAAACUAUCAAUACUCAAUAGUCAAUUUGCUGACUCCUGAACACUGAGUAGUGCUCACAAAAAUGUUGCUUUGUGUUUACUGUUGUUUUGUGUUUACUGUUGCUACUCGUAAGUCGUUUUGUUAUAGCAUAUAUAGGUCACAUUACAGCCUGAGUUUAAUAGUAGAUGCAGUAAAACUAAAAAAUAUAGCGUAGCGAAAUAGCGAAAUAAUUCGCUGCAUUUUUAAGCAGUAGCUGUAGUCAGUAGCGAACUACCUUUGUUCAAAAGUAGCAGUAGUUGUAGCUGACUACAUAUUUUUGAAGUAGCUGUAGUUAUAGCGAACUACAAAAUUUUUGUAGUCAACCCACCCUUGCUUAUAUAAGCUACGUUUACACUUGUAGCCGGGAAUGGAUAGCUUUCCGUAACGACGUGAAAGAACACCUAUCCGUACCUUUUAGGAACGCUAUUUUCAGAGAUUUAUUGCAACGGAGAGAUCAUAGAUGUUGUUUCGCUCAGCUUCUGAAAGUUGUACAUUUUAGUUGUACAGUUGCAAUUUUUCCUGCGAUUUUAUGUGCGAUUUUCUUCUUCUGAUGGAUGUGAAAGAGUGGAUGAGUUAUGAAUGUUGAGAUGAGGGUACAUCGGUGGGACACAUACUCAGAACAUUCAUAACGCAUCUACUCGUUCACAUCCAUCAGAAGAAGAAAAUCGCAGCGAAAAUUGCAACUGGUCUUUAGGAAAUUAAGCGCCCUAAAUGUAGACCAUGGUUUACCGCUGGGAAACGGGUAGAAAUUACUGGUAAACAUGCUGAUAUCAGCAAAAUUUGGUAAAUAAAAUGGCGAUACUUGUAAACUUGAACCGGGGUAUCUUAAUUUCUUUAUUUCCUCUCUAUAUGCACCACGUUUUACGAUACUGAAAAGUUAAAGAAAGCCAAGGUGCAUAUAUAAGGUGGUGGCAAGUCCGGCAUCUCUUUCCACUUUGUCUGCGCAGUUGGUUGUUCAUUUCCUCGAGCUAAUGAUCCUUAUAGUUUACGUAAUGUGGAUUUUUCAGUGAUCAAGUUCAUCAACAAUUUCAUUGGCUCUAGUAUAUCAGGUUUGUUCGUGUGGCUGGCCGGAAAAUUGAAGCUGUAUAAAGUCCUGGCACGGUUAAUAGAGACUUUACGAUGUAUAGGAGGUCAACGCGACGACAACGGCCAGAAUAAAGUCAUUCAAAUAAACGAUUGUAAAGAAAGUUUGUAGACUAUUAUUGAUCGUAUCAAUUUAACACUGUUUGGUUAGCUUGAAAUAGUGGCUUUAUUGUUGAGAAAGUUGUACUGCAGUACUGUACUGAGCUAAUUUGCCGAUCGAGGCAAAGCCGUCAAGGCAAUAUAUAGGCAUCUAAAAAACCUUCUACUUCGGUGCCGUGUGUGUUGUUUGUAAAGAAAGAAAAGUACUUUUUCAGUAACAGGCAAAUAAAAUUUAGUAUAGUGUGUGCUUUCGCACGCAUCCCUUACAUACAAAAUUUAUAAGUAAUACAAAGACCGCGCAAAGCCUGCCAAAUCACGUUGAAAGAAUGCAUUCUAAUGUGGUAUUUUUAUAUAAAAUUUACAAUUUUAAUACUAAACAACGCUAGCUGCUGGCCGUACACUAUAGAAACUAAAAAUCAACCUUGGCUAAACAUCAACCUUGGCUACGAAUGAGGCGGCAUGAUGGGUAUGUACUAGUAUGUAAGGGUAGGUAAAAGUAUGUAAGGGAAUGUGUGAGGGUAUGUAAUGUACAGGCAUAUAAUUAUGCCUAUAUAUAGUGCUAUAAUUAAGACGCAAACGACAAUUAAGACGCAAACGAAACAGGGCUCUAAAAACGUUUUACUUCGUGUGAUAGUCAAAUGAACAAUGACAAAUCUCUUUUUAUUUUUGGGCUUUUAAGGUACAAGUCAUAUCAGUAUUUCUCAGAUAUAUCUUUGAAAAAUCCCCUUUGAAAAAUAGUAUCAGUUCCAAGUUUCGGUUCCUGUGUUGUUGUAUCUUUGUAUUGAGACACAGGUCAGUAGGUUACAUUUAUAAACUCACUCAUUUCAAAGUCUGUUUCGCUACGAAAUCAUGUAAAAUUCCAUUCCGCUUAAUGCGUCAAGUUGUGAGGAACUUUUUCGCCUUCCAGCCUUCAAUGCACGCACUAACUACUAAAUAUGGUUUUAAUGACAAACCGCCAUGACACAUAGGUAACAGAACACCACAUCUGUGUCUGUGACAUGUCAACAGCAAAAAAUAUAUACUUCAGAUAUUUAGAGUUUGGACAUCUGGUAAAUACAAAUUAUUUUGGCUUUUUUGCCAUUAAUUUCAAUUACAAAAUGUCACAAAUUUCAUUUUGGCAUUGCAAUUUGGUGUAUGCCGUAUAUAUCACUUCCACGGAUACGACAUGUUUUAAAAUAUUAUUUAUCAGGUUGCUUAAGCACAGACAAUGUUGACAAUUUAUUUAGAGAUCAAGUUUCUUAUAUUACAGCAAAGUCGCGAACUAUGAUCAAACACUAUGGAUCAAACUAAACGCCUUUAGCUUUUCUAAGCAAGCUUUGAUAUGAAUUUAUAAGAUGAUAGACGCUGUUAAGGAUUAUUUAGCAGCGAAAAGAUUUGGUACUACUGCCUACCUAUGUGUAAUUGUUCAUUUCCUUUGUGGAUUGGUAUUUACUGCUGUUACCGCAGCUUUGAGGGCAAGCGAGAACGGGAAAUUUUCUUGCUCUGUUGAUGCUAAAAGUACGGCCACGUACAAGAAACAGGUCGACCAGGUAUGUUUUGCGAGAUAUGAUCAGGCGUAUAACUCCCCUCUGCCUUUAUACGGCUUUGUUUUACUGAGUAUUGUAUUCUCAGUUCUUGUCAGUGUUAUUUAUUCACUGCUAGUAUGGAAGCGUAUCGACGAAAUAGAGUCAAGUCAUGAACGACAAACUGAUGGCGAAGCCAAGCACCCGGUCCAUGGGCGGAACAGGAUUUAUGUAUUUUAUCGCUACUUUAUCCACCUCGUUGUGCGUUCGUUAUUUGGGAUCAUUUUUACUGUUGCGCAACACACAUAUUUCUAUCCCAAUGGUUUCGAUUCGAAAUUCAAGUGUAAUUUACCACCAGCGGAAGUAACAUCCAACAUCAAUACACCAAAGAAUGCGAGUCGUAAUUUGAACAGUACAUCGGUAAAUUGUGAGAAUGCGACAGCGUCAGAGAAAUGGUUAUGGGGCAUAAUUGUGUCUGUAAUAAACAUUAUUGUUGCCUUUAUUAUAUUUGUGGAAGUGAUCUAUCUUUUGCCACGUUUACCUAUGUUCAAAAGUUGUUCUGGAGUUGGCUGGAGCGGUGAUUCUGAAUUUAUUAUUGAGUAUCUUCUUGGCAAGCCAUACAAUGUAUCUGGUGAAAAUGAGCCCUUAACAAGCAUCGAAAACAACCCUCCACACUGUAGCACUCAAGAUUAUAGCACUCCGGACUCUGUCGCUCAAGCGUGUGGUGCUGUGAAAGAUACCAUUCCGGACUCUAGGAAUCAGGACACUCCCGACUUUAUCGCUCAAGAAUGUACUACUAUGGACAAUGACAUCCAGGACUCUGGGACUGAGGACUGUACCGACGUUUACAAGGAACAAGUUUUGAAUCGCUCUCGUGAUCCUGGCAUUAUUUAUGGACCAAACGCUGAUAUAGAUGAUUUGUAUGUUGACGUUGUUAUCCAUACUGGACGAGCUCAGCAUAAGUUUCUUAAAGAAAUGAACAGACACGAAAUCUACGACGUUUAUAUGAAAGUUCCUGAAACCUCAAUACGUUUAGAAAAGAUUGGAGAUUUAUUUUACCCAAACAGAGAUACAAAGGGAGAAUUUCCUCGUAGCAUUUUGGUGAUCGGAAGACCUGGGAUUGGAAAAACUGUCUUGACCGAAAAAAUUCUCCGUGACUGGGCUAAUGGAGUUGAUGAAUAUUAUUCCGACAAGAUUGUCUUCUUUUUCAAAUUCAGAUGGUUCAACGAGAAUAUUAACAAAUUAACAAAUAUAUCCCUUAAGACAUUUCUUCGGUUUGGGACGGGACUGAGUGAAGAAAAGUUCGAAGGUAUUUACGAAGAAAUUGCAAAAGAGCCACACAAAGCCGUUCUUAUUUUUGAUGGUUUAGAUGAAUAUCACGGCGACCCCAUAAGUUACUUAGACCAACCUCGCAUCAUUCCAAACGAUCUUGAUACUGGCACGUCACCAAUGAAUUUAUUCAUUAAAUUAGUUUUGGGCGACUUGUUGAAAGGAGCAACAGUUGUAGUAACGAGCAGACCGACUGCAGAUGAUUUCUACUCGAGAAUUAAUUUUGAUAGAAAGGUGGAGAUUAUUGGUUUUACUUUCGAUAAAAUUGAAGAGUAUGUCAGGCGAUUUUGUGACAAUAAUAACACGAGUGACCUUACAACGAAGAUAUGGAACCACAUAAAAUCUUCAUCAGAACUGUUAAACUUAUGUUACAUUCCAGUCAACUGCUUUAUAGUGUGUGUUACACUCUCUGGGUGUCUUAGUGACCCAAAAAAUAAAACUAGUGCUCUUCCAACAACACUGACAGAACUUUACCAGACAGCCAUUGAUCAUUUUGAGAAACAUCAUCACAGAAAUGCCGACAGAAACUCUACGGCACAUGAAGCGUUGAAGCAACUUGAACGAUUAGCAUUCCUUGGUAUGGAAAGCGGGCAACUGGUUUUUGAUCAAACAUUAUUUGAUAAAGAAAUGAAAAAAUCAGGUUUAUUGAACAGUCUGUCCAAUCCUAUUUUCCUACUACGAACACAAUUUUGUUUUAUACAUUUAACCAUACAAGAAUUUCUUGCCGCAAGACAUGUGACUGAAACAUUCGUUCCACCCGAAAUAAAGAAGUUUAUUUUUGACCAUGUUGAAUGUGGUAAAUGGCAUUUAGUUCUUCAGUUCAUUGCAGGACUUUUGGCCAAGAAAGUCAAGAAUUUUAACAGGGAAUACAAGGAUUGUGUUUUUGCGUUUGCAGAAAGCUUGGAAGUUACUAAUGGUAAAAUUGAAGUUAGAUACCAUGAAGUGUUUAUAACGAGGUGUUUAAGGGAAGCGGACGAUGAAGAGAUUAAUGAAGAAGUUUGCGAAGCAACUGUUAUAAACGAUUUGGUAGAACUAUGCAAUGAUAUAUCUUAUGAUUUUUCUCCAAGUGACUGGGCAGCAGUGACUUUCGUUUGCAAACACAUGAAAAAAUUGGCAAAUUUGGUAUUGUGGGAUAUUGACGCAGGCGUAGGUGCCAUUCUGGGAUUGCUACGAAAAAGAUGCCUAUAUAAACUAGAAAUGUGUGGCAGCGAAACAUAUGUGUUAUACCAAUUAUUUAGCGCAUUAAUGAAAUCAAACUGUAGAUUGAACCACGAACACACUAAGCUGAAUUCGUUAAUACUUAAAUAUAUUCAAUGUGGUCGCCCAGCACAGUUUAUAUAUAGUACAGGUUUUCCAAUCAUGUGCAAUUUUUUUGAAAAUGGGUAUGCGAGCCAACUUGAGCAGUUAACUCUAAAUCUUACUGGAAUUAAUUCACAUGAUUUUUUGAAACUUUGUAAAGUCUUUAACAAUGGACAUUGCUCAAAUCUUACACAUUUGGAUCUUGGACGUAAUUCAAUACGUGACAAGGCUGCAAUGGUGUUGUGUGAUGCCCUGACGAAAGGGCUUCGUAAACUUAAUUCAUUGGAUGUUUUAACGUGUGAGUUAUCAGAUCGAUGUAUUCCUACGCUAGUUAAGGCACUGCAAGAUGAACGGUGUCAACUAACGGUUUUAUCAUUGAGCAACAAUUACAUAGGUAAUAAAGGUGCAUGUAUGUUGUUUGAAGAUGCCCUGACAAAAGAGCAUUGUAAGCUUACUAAGUUGAAUCUUAGACAGUGUUCGUUAACGGAUCAAUGCAUACCCAGUUUGUGUCAGGCACUGAAAGAUGGUCAGUGUGUGUUAACAACAUUAUCGCUUCAAAUGAAUUUUACUGAAAAGGGCAGCAAGUUGCUUCGUGAUAUAGAGGAUUAUGAAAGUU
Molecule: messenger RNA, 11399 nt
Organism: Paramuricea clavata
Lineage: Eukaryota; Metazoa; Cnidaria; Anthozoa; Malacalcyonacea; Plexauridae
Source: the annotation of a GenBank genome assembly